This is a messenger RNA of Pseudophryne corroboree (corroboree frog), 1253 nucleotides long. RefSeq lists its product as uncharacterized. NCBI's taxonomy places the organism in Eukaryota, Metazoa, Chordata, Amphibia, Anura, Myobatrachidae. The record is from RefSeq and is a predicted model, not a curated record. The transcript is spliced from 4 exons. Bases 40 to 843 code for a protein of 267 amino acids.
GUGGUGAAACAUUUCAGAUCAGAAGAAGGCUGAGCGGUGAUGGACGUGGACCAGCUAAAGGAAUACAUUCAGUCCUACAACCUCAACAACUGCGCUCUGGGCAGCCAGGGCUACAACCGGAUCCUCCUGCAGCUCUUUGGGUUCCUGGGACACGGCAAAUCCUCCUUGAUCAACUCCUGCAAAUAUGCCCUGUAUGACAAGCCCUUCACCGCACACGCGGAGUCUGCCGCGGCGGAUGGUGGCCUCACCAUGGAGAGGAAAUCAUACCCCCUGACCCACUGCAUCACGAUGGUGGACAACCGAGGAUGCUCCACUAUGAACAGCUUCGAGACCGGGGAGAUUUACGCCCAGCUGUGUAAUUUUAUCCCUUUGGACCAAAGAGUUGAAUGGACCAAAGAGUACGAGGAGAUGCUGAGUCGCCUGGAGGAUGGAGAUGUGGAGCCAAACUUCACCGAUAUCAUUGUGCCGAUAUUUGUAUACAGCGCCAAAAAGGAAAUUGCAGACAAAGAAGUGGAUGAGAUUAAGAUGUUUCUGAAAAACUGCCGGGAUCUGACAGGAAUCUUCCCCAUCAUCGUCCUCACCCACAAGACGAGCGGUCCUUUCUCCAAACUGCGCGACAUGUUCGAGGGGAUGGGGGCAGAGGAGAUAUUUGCGGUGGAGAAUUACACAGCCGAGGACAAUCUGAAGACCCGCGGAAGACACUUACAGUUCCUGAAGCUCAUCCACCGCGUGCUGCUCAAUGUCAACUUCAGGCUGACAGAGGAACGUAGCCCCAGGAAAGAGCGCGCUGAGCGCAAGAAAUUUCUAUACCGGUUUUUGCAUGAAAGAGAAGUAAAGGCUUAAUUAUGACCCCAUAGACAGUGUCGGACUGGGACAUGAAGGGCCCACCGGGGAAUGCAGUGAUAAGGGGCCCAUACUUAGGGGUGUGGCCAGCCUACAAAAUGGGUGUGGCCAGCCUCCACAGAGGAUUGAAAUACACAAUUGUUUUGUGCAGUGUAAUGCAACAUAUCUACCAUGUAUAAUACAAGUGCACAGUCUGGAACCUGAUCCCUACAGGAAGGAGUGGGCACUCAGGAAGUGGGGCCUACCGGUGGUUUCCCUGGUACCCCUGUGGGCCAGUCCGACUCUGCCCAUAGAAAUACAUUUAGUACAGAGGAACAAAACUUUUAUAUUACAGUUCUUGCUGUCACCAAAUCACUUUAAAAGAGUGAUAGAAAAAACUUUUUACUAAUCUAAAAAAAAUAAAAAAAUAA